Molecule: messenger RNA, 2234 nt
Organism: Talaromyces proteolyticus
Lineage: Eukaryota; Fungi; Ascomycota; Eurotiomycetes; Eurotiales; Trichocomaceae
Product: phosphoenolpyruvate carboxykinase AcuF
Exons: 5
Coding region: 244-2133 (629 amino acids)
Biological process (GO): gluconeogenesis
Cellular component (GO): cytosol
Molecular function (GO): ATP binding; phosphoenolpyruvate carboxykinase (ATP) activity
Source: RefSeq, a predicted model, not a curated record
GUCCACCGUCAAAUCCCUCAACUGAACGAACCUGUCUCGACGAGUCAUUUCCACCCGCGUUAUUUACUAUCACUAUCAACCACUGCCUCAGUGGUCGGCUGUCCAGUCUCUGUCCACUCGGCUCAGCCUUCGGGUCAUUUCGGGCCAUCUCUACGGCGUCAACUCCUGAACCCCAGCCUAACGCAGCUGAAACGAUUACCCAAUCCUUGCUAACCUCACGAUCAGGCUCAGCAUUCUCGCAUCAUGAAUCGGAAUCCCGCUGCCGCAGUCCAUCCAACUGCUACUAAUAUACCCCAGCGGCGCCCGGUUUCUCCUGGCCCUUUGCAUUCUGAUUUCAUACGACAGCAAGUCGCAAAACAAGCCUCCAGCAACUACCACUCCUCCUCCCUCAAGAUGAUCACACAAUCCGUCAACCGCACUGCCCUCCACCCCGGUGGUGUCCAACCCGGCAAGGGCCACACAGAACUGGAGGAAGAGCUUCAUGAAACCGCCCACAUUGACUACGAGCGCGUUGCUAUUGUCGCCAACCCGUCCGUGGCUGCUCUCUACGAAGAUGCCCUGGUCUACGAGACCGGCACUGCCAUCACAUCCAGCGGCGCCCUGACGGCGUACUCUGGCGCCAAAACCGGCCGCUCGCCCUCAGACAAGCGUGUUGUGCAAGAACCAACAUCGGAGAAAGACAUCUGGUGGGGACCAGUCAACAAGCCCAUGACUCCUGAGGUCUGGCGAAUCAACCGUGAGCGCGCUGUCGACUAUCUCAACACCCGCAAUCGCAUCUACGUCGUCGACGGUUUUGCCGGCUGGGACGAGCGCUACCGCAUCAAUGUCCGCGUCGUCUGCGCCCGUGCCUAUCAUGCCCUGUUCAUGCGUAACAUGCUCAUCCGCCCAACUCGCGCCGAGCUCGAGCACUUCCACCCUCACUAUGUCAUCUACAAUGCAGGAUCCUUCCCUGCCAACCGCUUCACAGAGGGCAUGACCUCGGCUACCUCGGUGGCCAUCAACUUCGCUGAGAAGGAGAUGGUCAUCCUGGGUACGGAGUAUGCUGGUGAAAUGAAGAAGGGUGUCUUUACCGUGCUCUUCUACGAAAUGCCCGUCAAGCACAACGUCUUGACCCUGCACUCUUCUGCCAACGAGGGCCAGAACGGCGAUGUCACUGUUUUCUUCGGUCUCUCCGGAACGGGCAAGACCACUCUUUCUGCCGACCCCAAGCGUGCUCUCAUUGGUGACGACGAACACUGCUGGACUGACAAGGGCGUCUUCAACAUCGAGGGUGGAUGCUACGCCAAGUGCAUCGGCUUGUCUGCCGAGAAGGAACCCGAUAUUUUCAACGCCAUCAAGUUCGGUUCCGUUUUGGAGAAUGUGGUCUUUGACCCAACCACUCGUGUUGUUGACUAUGACGACUCCACCUUGACUGAGAACACCCGCUGCGCCUACCCCAUCGAAUACAUCGAGAACGCGAAGAUUCCUUGCCUCUCCGACAAGCACCCGACAAACAUCAUCCUGCUGACCUGUGACGCUCGCGGUGUCCUGCCACCCAUCUCCAAGCUCACCACCGAGCAGACCAUGUUCCACUUCAUUUCCGGUUAUACCUCCAAGAUGGCUGGUACUGAGGACGGCGUCACCGAGCCCCAAGCCACCUUCUCCUCCUGCUUCGCUCAGCCUUUCCUCGCCCUCCACCCUAUGCGCUACGCCAAGAUGCUUGCGGACAAGAUCUCCGAGCACAAGUCCAAUGCCUGGUUGCUCAACACCGGCUGGGUCGGUGCUGGCGCCACCACUGGCGGCAAGCGUUGCCCAUUGAAGUACACUCGUGCCAUCCUGGAUGCGAUCCACAGCGGCGAGCUCGCCAAUGCCGAAUACGAAGUCUACCCGAUCUUCAACCUUCACGUGCCCAAGUCAUGCCCCGGUGUUCCCGAUGAGCUGCUCAACCCCAAGAACAGCUGGACUGCCUCUGUUCCUUUCUCGGACGAAGUUGGCAAGCUUGCCAAGUUGUUCAACAACAACUUUGAAAAAUACGCCGACCAGGCCACCCCAGAGGUCAUUGCUGCUGGUCCUGUUGUGGAUGCUCCUGUUGCUGCUCCUGUGGUGGAUGUCCCUGCGGUUGCUCCUGUUCAGGAUGCUCCUGCUGCGCAGUAAGAUUGGCAUAAUUGGUGUUCUUCGUUUUAGAGUGUACAAACACGACUUUUGCAUCUGCAUUGAUUCCCGGCAUUAAUAUGCGACACGAUUGUUUUACGUAU